Messenger RNA from Lates calcarifer (barramundi perch), 1338 nucleotides. It is a transcript of the gene hmgn1a, whose product is annotated as Non-histone chromosomal protein HMG-14A-like. The transcript has 6 exons. The coding region runs from base 181 to 486 and encodes 101 amino acids. Gene Ontology annotation, cellular component: nucleus; chromatin. NCBI's taxonomy places the organism in Eukaryota, Metazoa, Chordata, Actinopteri, Centropomidae. Gene Ontology annotation, molecular function: nucleosomal DNA binding. The record is from RefSeq and is a predicted model, not a curated record.
GGGAUCCAAUCCGGUUUGAGCUAGUUCUGGUACUGGUCGGACGUUUAUGUUAAGUUACAGAUCGCACUGGAGGUGUAGGCAACAGAGGUGUAGGGUUGACUCACAUUUCAUUUAGUUUCUUGAAGUGUUAAAGGCUGUGUUGUUCUUUUUUUAAACCCCUGCCGUACAAUCUAAGCAACAAUGGGAAGGAAGAAAUCCACCGGUGAAGCAGAUGCCACUGCAGAGCCACGGAGAAAGUCUCUAAGGUUGUCAGAGAAAGAGGCACUGCCAAAACCAGAGCCAGAAAAGACAAAGCCAACUCCCAAGGCUAAGAAGGUGAAAGAGGCAGCAAAGGCCAAGCCAGAGGAGAAGAAAGAAGAACCUCAGGCAGAGAAAGAGGAGGCUCCUGCAGAAAACGGAGAAGCCAAAGCUGAGGAGGCCGCAGCAGCGGAUGAGGCAGACGACAAGGAGGGCAAGGCUGAAGAGGAGGAUAAAGCAGCAGAGUAGUAGUGAAACCCCCAAAAACUCAGUUGCCAAUGCUUCCUUUACCUCCUUUCUUGUACAAUGCAGAGAAUAUUUUUAUCUACUAUUUUCUUAAGACAGCAGUGUUUUUAGGGAUGUGAUUGCAGAGAUGCAUUUAAAAAAAAUACUACAGAUUUCAUUCAAUUUCAUGGCUUCUGUGAAGGGAAAGUUUGCGUGAGUAUGUUUUGUUUUUUGUUUUUUUUCUUUCAUUGUACUUGUUUCUUCUCUGUCUCUCUUUUGCCUUUUAGGUUGUAGUUUUCUGCAUGACAUGCAGUCGUGCCUAUAUCAGGAAUUUGAUGAUCAGUUCCGGGAGAGUUUACCUGAGACAUUCCUGAGGUGGCAUUUUGAGGGAUUUUGUAACCUGUACUGUUUUGGAAUUUCAUACAUCGUGAUGCUAUGUGUUUGAUAGAAAAUAGGAUGAUUGGAAGUUUGAGAGUUGUGUUCUAUGCUAAGUAACAUCUUGUUCACAACGUUCACUUUAAUAAUGUUCACUAGUACUGGAAUCGAUCAUGUUGAUUUUUUUAUUUUUUUUGGCAGUCUGUGAUGGUACAUUUGAGGGCAGUUGAUUCGUAUUCUCAGCUGGGCUCAAAACAAAAUGCAUUACAGAGUCAAUCAUACUUGCUGUGUUUAUCCUUUUAGGAUAACUGUAUUUCCACUUCAGUCAACAAAAUGUAUUUGCCACAAAUCUGUUGUUGUAUCAUCGUGGUUUUGGGAUUUCUCUACUAAUGUACAGUUUCUUCCUUUUUAAAAAAAGAAAAAGAAAAAAGGAAAAAAAAGAAAAUGUUUUCUUUGUUAUCAGUGGUAUAAAAUGCCAAUUAAAGUGGGAAUUUCUCUUAA